CAAAAAGUGAGUCAUGCUGCGCUUGCUCUUGACUCAACUUGCUUGUCUGGAAGGACUCUGAAUUGGUAUACUUCCUGUGCUCUUACGGUACUUUCAAAGGACGAUUCUGUCCCUGGGCGCAAGGGAGGCAUCUUGUGCUUGGUAGCUUCCAUACUACUCUGUAUACCGGAAAUAGCCGAUCUACUUGCGCAAAUCUUGUUUGCCGAGGUGCACUCACAGAUUGUCCAAGGUCAUUACUGAAGACGUCGCAAACGUCUAGCACUGCCGACACUGCAUCUGGAUCUCCACAGCAUCAUGGCAGUUUCUGCUAUCACUAACGUCGCAGCCAUCACCUGCGUCCUCGUGUUGGCCUACAAAUUAAUCAUCUAUCCGACAUUCCUAUCACCGUUGUCCAAAAUCCCAAAUGCACAUUGGACAGCACCCAUAUCUCCCGCUUGGAUUAUCUGGAAAAGAUACCAAGCCCUGAACAAUCGAACCAUUCAGGCGGCUCACGAGAAGCUUGGGCCCAUUGUGAGACUUGGGCCUUCUGAGAUCUCAAUCAAUUGCGUUGACGGCGGCAUCAAAAGUGUAUACACUGGCGGCUUCGAGAAACAUGAAUGGUACCCACGAGUAUUCGGGUCCUUUGGAACUGUAAGCAUGUUCACCAUGACCGAUAAUAAGGCGCACUCGAGCCGCAAGAGGCUGCUGUCCAACAUCUACAGCAAGUCGUUCCUGCAGUCAUCACCACACAUCCACCUGAUCUCCGAAACGAUCAUGCUUGACCGUUUUCUGCCUCUAAUCUACAAGGCAGUGACAGAUAACGUCCUGGUGGACAUGCACGAUCUGAACCAAGGAUUGACCAUGGACUUCGUAUCCUCGUAUCUCUACGGGCUGGCCAAUGGUUCCAAUUUCCUUCAAGAUGAGGCCUUCCGCCGCAAGAUGCUGCACCUUUACCAAUGCAGAAAGCCGUUCGAAUUCUACCACCAAGAAGUUCCUGACUUGCUGGCAUGGACCAAGAAGAUUGGACUCCGCCUCAUUCCGAAAUGGUGCGAUGAGGCCAACGAGGUGCUGGACGCAUGGGGGCUAGGUUUCUGCGACAAGGCCGACGAAUGCAUGACGUCUACCAAGCUGGAAACCGAACCGAUGGUAUACAAACAGCUCAAGCAAGGCAUCACCAAGCAGCAGAAGGCUACUGGAUUGCCAGACGAAGACCCCGAGAAACAAAAGUGUAAGAUUGCCUGUGAGUUGUACGAUCAUCUCACAGCUGGCCACGAGACUAGUGCCGUGGCCCUGACCUACCUCUUCUGGGAGCUUUCCAAGCACCCCGAGCUACAGGACGAGCUCCGCAAAGAGCUUUUGACUCUUGAGCCAAGACUCACCUAUCCCCGGCCUGAUUCCUCCCGAGAACUCCCGUCUCCCAAGUCAAUUGACGCAUUACCUCUCCUCGAAGCCAUAGUUACGGAGACGCUGCGCCUGCACGCGCCGAUCCCAGGGAUCCAGCCACGCGUGACGCCCUCUCCAAGCUGCACGCUUGCAGGUUACAGCGAUAUCCCCGCAAACACUAGGGUGAAUGCGCAAGCCUAUUCGCUCCACCGCAACCCCACUGUCUACCCUGAGCCUGAAUCAUGGGAGCCGAAACGGUGGCUCAAAGGUCAGAACUCGGCCGCCGAGCUGGAGGAGCGAAGACGGUGGUUUUGGGCUUUUGGCAGCGGUGGACGGAUGUGUGUGGGUAGCAAUCUAGCCCUGCAAGAAAUGAAACUGGCUGUGGCAGCCAUCUACACGAACUUCAAGACCUCCAUCGUCAAUGAUGACGAUAUCGAGGCGAUUGAUGCUUACACUGUCAAGCCUCGAGGCGAGAAGUUGAUCUUGCGGUUCGAAACUGCCUGAUAGACCAGACUACCUUAUGGUUUAGCUCAC
Aspergillus uvarum CBS 121591 is the source of this 1896-nucleotide messenger RNA. Its product is annotated as cytochrome P450. The record is from RefSeq and is a predicted model, not a curated record. The transcript is spliced from 3 exons. The coding region runs from base 295 to 1866 and encodes 523 amino acids. Lineage: Eukaryota; Fungi; Ascomycota; Eurotiomycetes; Eurotiales; Aspergillaceae. Gene Ontology annotation, molecular function: iron ion binding; oxidoreductase activity, acting on paired donors, with incorporation or reduction of molecular oxygen; heme binding.